AAGAAAUGUUUAAUUGAUGUCCUGGACUUUUUUUUAUUUUAUUUUAUCCAAUAUUUGUAAGAUAAAAGCAAGUAGCUCUUCCUUGAACUUUUCAACUCCAAAUGUCACGUUUCAGUGACGUCGUCACGCAGACGCCAUUCCGCUUCUGGUUGUUUUCUCUUGCUUGUUUUUGAAUAAUCACGUGGGAGCCCCACAGUGCUGCGUGUGAGCGGAGCGGCAGUGACACGGCAGUCUUUGGAAAGCUCCACGCCACUUCUCGUCCUGCGGUCCUGACAGCAGAAAAGCACCAUGCCUGUGGUGAAACUGGAGGAAUGUCGAGAAAAGAUUCGCAAAGAGUUGAACAACGUUGUGGACUUCUGGCUGAAAUACUCUCAUGACACUGUUUUUGGCGGCUUCUUCAAUUGUAUUGGGAAGAACGGGACGGUUUAUGAUGAGCUGAAAUAUGUCUGGUUGCAGGGUAGACAGGUGUGGAUGUACUGUCGCCUUUAUAGAACAAUGGAUAGAUUCCACAGGCCUGAAAUCCUUGAAGCAGCCAAAGCUGGAGGGACUUUCCUCAGGAAGUUUGCUCGUGUUUCCAGCAGCAAUGGUCAGAUGAAGUGUGCGUUCUGUUUAACACGAGAUGGUAAAGCAGUGAAAGUACAGAGGACAAUCUUCAGUGAGUGUUUCUACAUCAUGGCUUUAGACGAACUGAGCAGAGUCACUGGUGACAAGGACAUGCAGCAAGAGGCUGAACAGAUGAUGGUGCAGCUCAUCUUCUGGGUUCAGGUUGACCCAACAGGUUUGGGCCGACCCAGCCUACCUGGUGACACACCCACCAACAGCAUGGCAGUUCCAAUGAUGCUGAUGUGCCUCGUGCAGCAACUCACUGACGGCCGUGGUCAGGGAGCAGUCUUGAAGUACAAAAAGUUGAGCAGCUGGUGCGUGCAGAAGAUUCUCGAACAUGUCCAGAGAGAUGGCACAGCUGUUUUAGAGAAUGUGUCGUUGGAGGGGGCAGAGCUACCAGGUUGUCAAGGCCGACUGCAGAAUCCAGGCCAUGCCUUGGAAGCAGGCUGGUUCCUACUUCAAUACACAACUCAAUGGGGGGACAAGGAGCUGCAGGAGACAGCCAUCAAUAAGUUUGUGGAGUUACCCUUUCAGUAUGGCUGGGAUAAAGAGCACGGUGGCCUCUUCUACUUCCUGGAUGCAGAUGGGCACUGUCCCACCCAGUUGGAGUGGAGUAUGAAACUGUGGUGGCCUCACUGUGAGGCUCUUGUCGCCUUCCUCAUGGCCUACAGCCAAACCAAAAGGCCUGGACUGCUGGAGAGAUUCUCUCAAGUUUAUGACUACACAUUUAGCCACUUUUCUGAUGACCAACAUGGUGAAUGGUUUGGCUAUCUGUCACAAGAUGGAAAAGUAGUUCUGGAUUUUAAAGGGGGCCCCUUUAAAGGGUUCUUCCAUGUACCACGCUGCCUGUAUAUGUGCGAGCGUAUUCUGGAUGAUCUGCUGGAUAAUAAAGCAUGAACCUUCUCGCCAUUGUGUUUUAGAUUAGUAGAGAAACAUAUUUUUAAACAGUUGCAAAUCAAAGUAUAAUGAAUGUAUUUUUUUAAAUAUUAUAGCUGUAUGUGUGUAUCUUCAGUUGCAGAUUUAUUAUGAAAUAAAACACUCCCAUGACGAGUCCGUCCAUCCACCAA
Molecule: messenger RNA, 1670 nt
Organism: Phyllopteryx taeniolatus (common seadragon)
Lineage: Eukaryota; Metazoa; Chordata; Actinopteri; Syngnathiformes; Syngnathidae
Gene: renbp
Product: renin binding protein
Exons: 11
Coding region: 289-1500 (403 amino acids)
Biological process (GO): N-acetylmannosamine metabolic process; carbohydrate metabolic process; N-acetylglucosamine metabolic process
Molecular function (GO): peptidase inhibitor activity; N-acylglucosamine 2-epimerase activity
Source: RefSeq, a predicted model, not a curated record